GCUUCCGGUCCUGGUCGCCAUUUCUGUCAGUUGCAGGUUCUCACGCGUUGUAGUCCCCUGGAACAAUGAGCUAUGACUACCAUCAGCACUGGGGCCGCGAUGGUGGGCCCCGCAGCUCCGGCGGGGGCUACGGAGGGGGCCACGGGGGGAGCCGAGGCUCCGGAGGCGGCGGCGGCGGAGGAGGGGGUGGUCGAGGAGGCCGAGGCCGGCACCCGGGGCACCUGAAAGGCCGCGAAAUCGGCUUGUGGUACGCGAAGAAACAGGGACAGAAGAACAAGGAGGCCGAGAGGCAGGAGAGAGCUGUAGUGCACAUGGAUGAACAUCGCGAAGAACAAAUUGUGCAGCUGCUACAUUCUGUCCAAGCUAAGAAUGAUAAAGAUUCAGAAGCACAGAUAUCCUGGUUCGCUCCUGAAGAUCACGGAUAUGGGACUGAAGCUCCUGCUGAGAACAAACCAAACUCAGAGAAGAAAUCUGAGGACCAGGAAAAAAAAUUGAUAAAUCAAGAAAAAAGGACAUUUAGAAUCAGGGACAAAUAUAUUGACCGAGAGUCUGAGUAUCUCUUGCAAGAAAAUGAGCCAGAUGUAACUUUAGACCAACAGUUACUGGAAGAUUUGCAAAAGAAAAAAACUGACCUUCGGUAUAUUGAAAUGCAGCAUUUCAGGGAAAAGCUGCCUUCAUUUGGAAUGCAAAAGGAAUUAGUAAAUAUGAUCGAUAACCAUCAGGUGACAGUAAUAAGUGGUGAAACUGGUUGUGGAAAAACCACUCAAGUUACGCAGUUCAUUUUGGAUAAUUACAUCGAAAGAGGAAAAGGCUCUGCGUGCAGAAUAGUUUGUACUCAGCCGAGAAGAAUUAGUGCCAUUUCAGUUGCAGAGAGAGUGGCUGCAGAAAGGGCAGAAUCUUGUGGCAAUGGUAAUAGUACUGGAUACCAAAUUCGUCUCCAGAGCCGAUUGCCAAGGAAACAGGGUUCUAUCUUAUACUGUACGACAGGAAUCAUCCUUCAGUGGCUUCAGUCAGACCCGCAUUUGUCCAGUGUUAGUCAUAUCGUGCUUGAUGAAAUCCAUGAAAGGAAUCUGCAGUCAGAUGUUUUAAUGACUGUUGUUAAAGACCUUCUCAACUAUCGACCUGACCUGAAAGUAAUAUUGAUGAGUGCAACACUGAAUGCUGAGAAAUUUUCAGAAUACUUUGGUAACUGUCCAAUGAUACACAUACCUGGUUUUACUUUUCCGGUUGUGGAGUAUCUUUUGGAAGAUAUAAUUGAAAAAAUAAGAUAUGUUCCAGAACAAAAAGAACACAGGUCCCAGUUUAAGAGGGGUUUCAUGCAGGGGCACGUGAACAGACAAGAGAAAGAAGAAAAGGAAGCAGCCUAUAAAGAGCGCUGGCCGGCUUACGUACGGGAACUGCGGGCAAGGUAUUCUGCAAGUACUGUAGAUGUCAUAGAAACGAUGGAUGAUGAUAAAGUUGAUCUAAAUUUGAUUGCUGCCCUAAUUCGACACAUUGUUUUGGAAGAAGAGGAUGGUGCAAUAUUGGUCUUUCUACCAGGCUGGGACAAUAUCAGCACUUUACAUGAUCUCUUGAUGUCACAAGUGAUGUUUAAAUCAGACAAGUUUCUUAUUAUACCUUUACAUUCAUUGAUGCCUACAGUUAACCAGACACAGGUAUUUAAAAGAACCCCUCCUGGUGUUCGGAAAAUAGUAAUUGCUACCAACAUUGCAGAGACUAGUAUUACUAUAGAUGAUGUAGUUUAUGUGAUAGAUGGAGGAAAAAUCAAGGAGACACACUUCGACACACAGAACAACAUCAGUACAAUGUCUGCUGAGUGGGUUAGCAAAGCUAAUGCCAAACAAAGGAAAGGUCGAGCUGGAAGAGUUCAACCUGGUCAUUGCUAUCAUCUGUACAAUGGUCUCAGAGCAAGCCUUCUAGAUGACUAUCAACUGCCAGAAAUCUUGAGAACUCCUUUGGAAGAACUUUGUUUGCAAAUAAAGAUAUUAAGGCUAGGUGGAAUCGCUCAUUUUCUGAGUAGGUUAAUGGAUCCACCAUCAAAUGAAGCAGUGUCACUCUCCAUAAAACACCUAAUGGAACUCAAUGCUUUGGAUAAACAGGAAGAAUUGACACCUCUUGGAGUCCAUUUAGCAAGAUUACCAGUUGAGCCACACAUUGGGAAAAUGAUUCUGUUUGGAGCUCUGUUCUGUUGCUUAGACCCAGUCCUCACCAUUGCUGCCAGUCUCAGCUUCAAGGAUCCCUUUGUCAUUCCAUUGGGGAAAGAAAAGGUCGCAGAUGCAAGAAGAAAGGAAUUGGCAAAGGAUUCUAAAAGUGACCACCUGACAGUUGUGAAUGCAUUUGAGGGCUGGGAAGAAGCUAGACGACGUGGUUUCAGAUAUGAAAAAGACUAUUGCUGGGAAUAUUUUCUGUCUUCAAACACUCUGCAGAUGCUGCAUAACAUGAAAGGGCAGUUUGCUGAGCAUCUUCUUGGAGCUGGAUUUGUAAGCAGUAGAAGUCCUAAAGAUCCAAAAUCUAAUAUAAAUUCAGAUAAUGAGAAGAUAAUUAAAGCUGUCAUCUGUGCUGGUUUAUAUCCCAAAGUUGCUAAAAUCCGACUAAAUUUGGGUAAAAAAAGAAAAAUGGUGAAAGUUUACACAAAAACGGAUGGACUAGUUUCUAUUCACCCGAAGUCCGUGAACGUGGAGCGGACCGAUUUUCACUACAAUUGGCUCAUCUACCACCUGAAGAUGAGAACGAGCAGCAUAUACUUGUAUGACUGCACGGAAGUCUCCCCGUACUGCCUGCUGUUCUUCGGAGGCGACAUCUCCAUCCAGAAGGAUAGUGAUCAGGAGACUAUCGCUGUGGACGAGUGGAUUGUCUUCCAGUCUCCAGCAAGAAUCGCCCAUCUCGUUAAGGAAUUAAGAAAGGAACUAGAUACCCUUCUGCAAGAAAAGAUCGAAAGUCCCCAUCCUGUCGACUGGAACGACACUAAAUCCAGAGACUGUGCUGUACUCUCAGCUAUUACAGACUUGAUCAAAACACAGGAAAAAGCAACUCCCAGGAACUUUCCGCCACGACCCCAGGAUGGAUGUUGCAGCUGACACCUUUUCUGUGAUGGUCUGAAAGCCAACUUGACAGCCAUUUCCCAUCAUAGUUUAAUGUUUGGCUAGAUGCCAGACUCUGGGACAUGAGUAAGUUUCAUGUGUGAGGUAGAAACCUUCAAUAGGUAGUAAAGACUUACUGUGCAUGAGUUCACAAUGUUAUCUGUAGCUAUUAUAAAUAUACCAUAAAAAUAGUGUUCUCUGAUCAUAUACUCUGUGUGGUCAUGUCCACACUUUGGGAAUAUUCCUCAUAUAUCCUAAGUGUUGUACCACUUGAGAAAUUCCUUUGUUCUGCUUUAAAAAAUUAAUUUUUUGGCCCAUAAUGACUAAGUAUAGAACCAGUAAAAAUAGAAUGCUUAUCCAAAUGGCAGUGUCAAGUAGUAAUUUGAACACGGCCACAUUUUUUAAAUGAAACUUCUAUGAGAAGUUCAGUUGUUCUGAUAAAACCCAGUAUUUAAUAAAAUGUAUAGUGUGUAAAUCUCAGCUACCCUUUUGGCUUGGUUUCUACAUCUCCACCUCCCCCUUGGUUUAUUUGAUUUUUAAAAAAUAACUUUUUAGAGUAUAUUCAUUCCCCUUUUACAUCACCUUGUGCAGCAUAAUGUAGCAGUUGAGAGCAUGGGUCUGGAGUCUGACUCUUAUGUCCAGAUUUCAGCUCUAUCACUUCGCUUCUCUAUUUCCUUUUCCUUGUCUGUAAAGUACAGGUAACAAUUGUGAGGACUGAAUAUGUUAAUGCACAUGAAGUGCAUAGACUAGUGUCUGGCAUGUAGCGUAUACUCAGUAAAUCUUAGGUAUUAUUUGUCCCUGAAAUAUUUUUUUAGUAAUAGUCCAUUAUAUUACACUUUUUUUCCAUACUCCGAGCCCUGUUUUACCCUUUUAGCCAGUGGAAGUUAGCGUGACAUGUACUGUGUGUUUUUAGCCCUAGGCGCUUGUGACAUACAGUUACUAUCCAACAGCCAUCUCGUCCCUCCCUCCUUACUUGUUCAGGUGUCCCCCUCUGUGCAGCCUUGUGCCCAAGGAUGUUGGACCCUGCAUGGUCUUACUCCCCUUGUAAGUAACUGAUAAGGCCUGACUACGUGAACCUUCCCUGGCCAGUGAAAAGAGCUCUGCAAGGGGCAUCUGGGGAAGAUUUUCCCCACUAAUAGAGGGAAUUCUGUUCUUCUUUGGAGAUUGUCUUGUCUGAUUGAGAGCUCCUGUAGCCAUUUUAUGGUCACAAGGUUGGCUCAAUGGGACGGUGGUGAAAAUCAUCAGUCCUUGAUAUGCUAGUGAGCUGCUGAAUUAUCCAAACUGCCUUCCCUACCCAUGGACUCAAUAAACCUUUCAUUGAAACACAAA
Messenger RNA from Miniopterus natalensis, 4409 nucleotides. RefSeq names its product DEAH-box helicase 36 (gene DHX36). Gene Ontology annotation, cellular component: nucleus; cytoplasm; intracellular anatomical structure. Gene Ontology annotation, molecular function: G-quadruplex RNA binding; RNA helicase activity; ATP binding. Lineage: Eukaryota; Metazoa; Chordata; Mammalia; Chiroptera; Miniopteridae. The record is from RefSeq and is a predicted model, not a curated record.